Molecule: messenger RNA, 2315 nt
Organism: Colossoma macropomum (tambaqui)
Lineage: Eukaryota; Metazoa; Chordata; Actinopteri; Characiformes; Serrasalmidae
Gene: chchd3b
Product: coiled-coil-helix-coiled-coil-helix domain containing 3b
Exons: 9
Coding region: 53-1894 (613 amino acids)
Biological process (GO): inner mitochondrial membrane organization
Cellular component (GO): MICOS complex; mitochondrion
Source: RefSeq, a predicted model, not a curated record
GGUAGGGGGGCAGGGCAGGUUUUGGGGCUCAACUCUGGGUGCAAAGACCUGGAUGUGCACCAGCUCAAAAUAUUCUUUACUCCUCAGUUUUAAUCCUGUGCCGAGCUGCAGAGAGGAGUGUGGAUCUGCUCUGAUACACAUGGGGGGCAACAGCAGCUCAAGACUCGACCCGUUUGAGGCGAGCGAUGGAGAAGGUGUCACAGUCGUGACGGGUAUUCGGUUGACGGAUCGAGUGAUUGAUCGCAUGAAGGAAUCUCCUCAAGCAGUGAAUCAACGCCCUCAGUCAAAAAGGCAAGGACAUCCACCUGUAGCUAAGCCUGCAGUCCCUUUGGGUCAGCCAUGGAUACCUGGUGAGCGCUUGGGGCCAAUUUUGCCCCAUCCUCCCUCUUAUGCUAGUUCUUUGGUACCACCACCUCUCCAAGAGCCUGUGCCUCCUCCUGUGCCGCUUGCCUCUGUGACUCAAGAGACUCCGACACCUGGGGAUUCAUCUACACCUACUGUGGAAGCGAUUCCACCACUCUCUCAUACUGAGCCUGCAGCUCUGGAACAUGUAACAACACCUCCGCCUACUGAGCCUGUCUCUGUAGCUCCAUCUCCACCUACUGAAUCAUUAACAGCAACAGCUUCUCCUGUUGAAGCUGUAGACACAUCUCCAUCAAACCCCAGUGAACUCUCUGAGCCUGUGAUCACAGCUCCUCCUCCAUUUGCUGAAGUUGUAAUUCCACCUGUGACAGCUGAGCCCAUUGCUAUAUCUGUGGAGCCAACUACUACUGAACCCUUGGCUGCAAGUACUUCUGCUGAACAAGGCGAGAUGCUCACAACCACCUCGUCUUCAGCUGAACCAGCCAGUGUAGCCAUACCUACAGUGGCUGACACUGAAGCGUCACCUUCAUCUGAUUCUCCACUCACUGUGCCAGUGUCCCUAGUUGAGGAGCCAGUCACUGUUGAACCCUCAGAGAUUCAAUUAGACGCUCUAGCUGGCCAUGAUGAACCCACUGAGAUGCCCAGGUCUCCACCUGGUGAGCCUGUCCCCUCACCGUCACCUCUUUCCAUUCCUGUGCCUCCUUCUGCUUCUCUAGAGGAGCUAGUGCCCCCUCAGUCCUCUUCUGCUCUGGCUGUACCUUCUGAACUCCCCUCACUUGGGCAGAUGGGACCACCUCCUACUGAGGAGACCCCAGCUCCACCAUCUUCUGCCUAUAUCGCAGAGUCUGCUGUUGCUCCAGGACUGCCUCCACUUGCUGAAACAAGCAGCCCACUAACCUGUCCGCCCAAAUCACAAGCUGCAGUUAAUGAGGAAGAACUGAGGAAGCAGAUCAGAGAUGAACUGCAGAAGCAGCAGCAAGAAGAGAUGAAGAUGGCAGAGCUAAAGAUUCAGCAACAGUUGAAGGAUGAGAAAGUAAAGGCUGAGGCAGAGGCUCAGGCCAAAGCUCGGUUGCAGAUCCAGGCAGAGGUUCAGAAGGUUCUAGAAAGAGAGCAGAUAGCCCUUCAGCAGUCUCUGAAAGAUGCUGUUAUGAAGGAGCGUAUGAACACUGAGGAUGAGCGGCUUGUAGCCCAGUAUUAUUGGAUGGAGAGGAAGAUCCAGAAGCUGGAGGAGAAGAAGAGAGACCUGGCAAAGCAGGACUCGCUGUAUAAGGAGCAGAUUACCAAGCUGGAGGAGAAAACUGCACAGUUCACCAGAGUCACAGCAGAAAGCUUCAAAAAGGGUUUGGAUGACACUCACAACCGCUUCAAGAGGUACCAGAUAAAGCCAGUUUGCUCAGAGCUGCAGAGUGAGAUUUUGAAAUGUUACAAGGAAAAUACAGGCCAGACUCUGACUUGCUCCAACAUUGCCUCGCUCUAUAUGCAGUGUGUGGACAACGCUAAACAGAACAAGAAGGUGAGCACAGGUGGUUAAUCCUGCUCCCUGGAUCAACAGAACUCUUUCUGACUUUCAUAAACUCACUGCCUGGAGGAGAAGAGCAAUACAACCAAGUUGAUACAACCACAUCUUAUCAGUCUAUCUGUUUCUUACUGCAGAGUGGUGUUGAGUGUGGGGUUCAGACAUUAUCUGAUUUAGAAACACUACAAACUGUUUUCAUACAGGUGAUUCAAUGUAAUGCAAGUAAGGCACAUUGUUCACACACCACUCUGAGGAAAGGGUUUUUGGCACUAAAAGUACAUUUACAGUUACAGGAAACAAAGAAGUGCUGUGCCAUUUCUCUUUUUUUGUCACGGCUGAAAGAACUGAGCUGGAAGCCUGUUUUUUAAGAUAGCUUGAGAUAGCGCGUGCCAAGGAGGAAAAUGAAAUACCUUCAUUAAAGAGAGUCAAAAUGCCA